AUGUCCGCAUCGACAUCGGGUUUCGACAGCGGGAGUGCGAAAUCCCGGCAACAUAACCAAGGCAAUCAAGAUCGCAAAUACACACCAGAACAGCAAGCAGCCGUGAUUCGCAUACGGAAAUGCACCCCUACCGCUUACUACGAGAUCUUAUCGCUGGAAAAGACUGCUACAGAUGGCGAGAUCAAGAAGGCAUAUCGGAAACAGAGUUUGUUGACACAUCCAGAUAAAAAUGGGUAUGAGGGCGCAGAUGAGGCGUUUAAACUGGUGUCGCGCGCUUUCCAGGUUCUAUCCGAUUCGGAUAAGAAGUCACGGUACGAUAAGUUUGGAGGAGACCCCGACAGCAGGUUCAACCCGGGCGCUGCUGGGGCAUCAGCCGGCGCGUCGCCUUUCAGCAGUGGUGGAUUCAGUGGCUUCGGAGGCGGAUUCCCACGGUCUCGCGGCCCGAUGUUCGAGGAGGAGAUCUCACCAGAGGAGCUAUUCAACCGCUUCUUCGGCGGCGGGUUUGGUGGAAUGGGAGGUGGUCCGCAGUUUGUCUUCAACAUGGGAGGAGGUCCUGGAGUCCGCGUCCAUCAAUUCGGUGGCCCACGGCCAAGAAGAAGGCCACGCGAAGCCAAUGAACCGGAAGCGGUCCCUUCGGCCUGGGCUAUGUUCCAGCAACUUUUACCUCUCAUCCUUCUCUUCGUGCUUCCUCUCCUCUCAUCGCUCUUCUCCUCUUCCUCGUCAGCCCCAUCCGGUCCCUCAUAUCGCUUUGACGCUGCAGUACCUCCUCACACCAUGCACCGAAUGACACCGAAACUCAAUAUCGACUACUUUGUCAACCCCAGCGAUGUGAACGAUUACAAUGCGCGAAAAUUCCGACAGUUAGACCAACGAGUGGAAGUAGAUUAUGUCACUAAGCUGCGCUACGAAUGCCAAAACGAAGUCAAUGUGCGUGAGCGCAUGAUUCAGGAUGCCCAGGGAUGGUUCUUCCCAGAUGUGGAGAAGAUGAAGGCAGCGCGAUCUCUGGAGUUGAAGAGCUGCCAACGGCUGGAUUCGUUGAAGAAGAAAUAUUAA
Aspergillus chevalieri is the source of this 1053-nucleotide messenger RNA. Its product is annotated as J domain-containing protein. NCBI's taxonomy places the organism in Eukaryota, Fungi, Ascomycota, Eurotiomycetes, Eurotiales, Aspergillaceae. Gene Ontology annotation, molecular function: Hsp70 protein binding. Gene Ontology annotation, cellular component: endoplasmic reticulum membrane. Gene Ontology annotation, biological process: cellular response to misfolded protein. The record is from RefSeq and is a predicted model, not a curated record. The transcript has 3 exons. The coding region runs from base 1 to 1053 and encodes 350 amino acids.